This is a messenger RNA of Salvelinus fontinalis (brook trout), 984 nucleotides long. RefSeq lists its product as uncharacterized. The record is from RefSeq and is a predicted model, not a curated record. The transcript has 3 exons. Bases 343 to 984 code for a protein of 213 amino acids. Lineage: Eukaryota; Metazoa; Chordata; Actinopteri; Salmoniformes; Salmonidae.
AUGACAUCGUCAACCAUUUUGAAAAGAAGGUCGACGACAUCCGAUCCUCGUUUGCUAAGUCAAACGACACCGCUGGUUCUGCUCACACUGCCCUACCCUGUGCUUUGACCUCUUUCUCCCCUCUCUCUCCAGAUGAAAUCUCGCGUCUUGUGACGGCCGGCCGCCCAACAACCUGCCCGCUUGACCCUAUCCCCUCCUCUCUUCUCCAGACCAUUUCCGGAGACCUUCUCCCUUACCUCACCUCGCUCAUCAACUCAUCCUUCACCGCUGGCUACGUCCCUUCCGUCUUCAAGAGAGCGAGAGUUGCACCCCUUCUGAAAAAACCUACACUCGAUCCCUCCGAUGUCAACAACUACAGACCAGUAUCCCUUCUUUCUUUUCUCUCCAAAACUCUUGAACGUGCCGUCCUUGGCCAGCUCUCCUGCUAUCUCUCUCAGAAUGACCUUCUUGAUCCAAAUCAGUCAGGUUUCAAGACUAGUCAUUCAACUGAGACUGCUCUUCUGUGUCACGGAGGCGCUCCGCACUGCUAAAGCUAACUCUCUCUCCUCUGCUCUCAUCCUUCUAGACCUAUCGGCUGCCUUUGAUACUGUGAACCAUCAGAUCCUCCUCUCCACCCUCUCCGAGCUGGGCAUCUCCGGCGCGGCCCACGCUUGGAUUGCGUCCUACCUGACAGGUCGCUCCUACCAGGUGGCGAAUCGCAUCUCUGCAUGUCUGGCAGACAUAUCAGUGUGGAUGACGGAUCACCACCUCAAGUUGAACCUCGGCAAGACGGAGCUGCUCUUCCUCCCGGGGAAGGACUGCCCGUUCCAUGAUCUCGCCAUCACGGUUGACAACUCCAUUGUGUCCUCCUCCCAGAGUGCUAAGAACCUUGGCGUGAUCCUGGACAACACCCUGUCGUUCUCAACUCACAUCAAGGCGGUGACCCGUUCCUGUAGGUUCAUGCUCUACAACAUUCUCUACCUUACCUUCAUGGAAAAUAUUUAA